AGAUGAAACUGCCAUUAACGAUAAAAGAAAUAGAGAAACUAUCAGCGAAAUCUACGGUAACUUUAAAUGGAUGGAUACGUUCAGUCAGACAUCAAAAGAAGCUCUCUUUCGCGAAUGUAUCGGAUGGUACGGCAGAUAUACAAGUUCUUCUCCCACCAGAUUCCCAUAGAGGCUUAACAACAGGUGCUAGUAUCAGCGUAGACGGUACCGUUUGCCAACAUCCUCGCAACCAAAGUCUAGAAAUCAAGGCUGAAUCCCUAAAACUAUGGGGCGAGUGUCCAGGAGAGAACUACCCAAUGCAGAAGAAAGACCACGGGAGUGAACACCUUAGAGAUAACGCUCAUUUACGCGUACGGAGUAGACAAAUAGCCUCUGUUAUCAGAUUACGUGAUCAACUUAGCUAUAAUUUCGCAUCAUGGUUUAAAGAUUUCGGUUUCAUGAAUGUCCAACCACCAAUUAUUACAAGCAGUGAUUGUGAAGGCGCAGGAGAGGUUUUUGAAGUGAGACAUCCAACAAAGAGUGAAAAGUUCUUUGGUAGAGAUGCCUACCUAUCAGUUAGCACACAAUUACAUCUCGAAGCAAUCUCAAGUGGUUUUAGUAGAGUUUAUACGCUCUCACCAACGUUUAGAGCUGAAGGAUCACAGACGAAUCGUCAUUUAGCUGAAUUUUGGAUGCUUGAAGCUGAAUUGAGUUUCGUGGAGGACCUCGAAACCGUCAUGCAGGUUGUCGAGAAUAGCAUUAAGAGUUCCGUGAAGAAUUUAACGGAACAUUCAGAAGGUAUUCCUUCUAUGUCUGUGGAUAGUGAUUGGCCUAGAUUAACUUAUACAGAAGCUAUCGAAAUCCUCAAGAAACGUCAUGAAGAUGCACCAUUCCAGUAUAUUCCUGAAUGGGGUGCUUCUCUUCAGAGUGAACAUGAACGAUACCUCGCUGAUACCUAUUAUGGGCGACCACUAUUUGUGACGGACUAUCCAGAGAAUAUCAAGCCUUUUUAUAUGCGCGUUAACGAUGAUGGCAAGACUGUUUCAUGUUUCGACCUUCUAGCACCCGGAAUCGGUGAAUUAGCAGGCGGAAGUUUGCGUGAAGAGCGUUUACAGGUUCUCGAAGACAAGAUGUCAACUGCUGGACUUGACAGAGAGACUUAUGAAUGGUACGUUGAUCUCAGACGAUUUGGAUCAGUUCCUCAUGGUGGCUUUGGUAUUGGUUAUGAACGUCUGAUAAGCGCACUAAGUGGUGUGUCAAACCUUAGAGAUGUCGUCCUCUUCCCAAGGUGGGCUGGCAGAUGUACCUUUUAAUAGAAUGC
Messenger RNA from Wallemia mellicola CBS 633.66, 1300 nucleotides. RefSeq names its product putative asparaginyl-tRNA synthetase. The annotation marks the transcript as partial. Gene Ontology annotation, molecular function: ATP binding; nucleic acid binding; asparagine-tRNA ligase activity. Gene Ontology annotation, biological process: asparaginyl-tRNA aminoacylation. The transcript is spliced from 2 exons. Gene Ontology annotation, cellular component: mitochondrion. The record is from RefSeq and is a predicted model, not a curated record. Lineage: Eukaryota; Fungi; Basidiomycota; Wallemiomycetes; Wallemiales; Wallemiaceae.